GAGUGCAGAUUUCGAAAGCAGCGUCCAAUGACAAGAUGGCUUUAGUCAACACUCCUUGCAAACAGUGCCAGAAACUCACUGUCGACCGUGGCUUACCCGGACGCAGUGAGGAAGAUUGGGUGCUUCAGAUUGACGUGCCAUACCAUCUAAAAGAUACAACACCUGACUUCCCAGGUCUUUUGACCUCGUUGAAUAAUGGUUGCAGCCUCUGCGGGCUGUUGAGGAAUGUUUUCUUGUUCAAGUUCGCAGAAAGUCGUUCUCCAAAGAACGGAGAAGUAAACAUUUCCGCAAGUUAUGGUUGUCAGUUGGAACUACCGAUUUACAAUAACCUGACAUUUGAAGUGGAUGGAGCAUGGAAAUCUAAGGCGACUUUUGUCCUGUAUGCAGAAUAUGGCGAUGGUGGAAACACUGCUUCGAGAUACUUCAUGGUUCGUCCAGGAUCACGAACAUGGAGUUAUGAUGCUAUCAACAUUGCAAAUACGUGGUUGAGAAUGUGUGACAAGCAUGAUACUUGUCAAGAUACGACGCCUAAUAUCCUUCCCACAAGGGUUAUAGAUGUCCAAAGCUCGCCUCCUAAGCUUGUCAUGGGCAAUGGAAUUAUCGGUAAAUAUGUGACCUUGAGCCACUGCUGGGGAAUAUCCAAAGAACACCCAUUUGAAGCUCAAUAUACAAGUCAAACAUCAACUCUGUCGUCUCGAAUGGAAGGAAUGCUCUUGGAAGAUUUGCCCGCCACGUUUAGGGACGCUGUCAUCGCUACUCGUGACCUGGGAUUUCAAUAUUUGUGGAUCGAUUCAAUUUGUAUUCUGCAAGACUCCAUUCCUGAUAAGUCUGUAGAAAUCGCACGGAUGGGCGAUGUAUACGGAAAUGCGGCGUUAUGUAUUUGCGCCACGUCUGGAAUCAAUAGCAAGUCCGGCUUCCUGCCCCCUUAUCCAUCAUUGCAGCCAUCAGUCAAACUACCUUUCCACUCGAUGAAUAACGAGCCUGGAUCCUACAUUCUGUUCAGUCAAGAUCUGUAUGAGUCACAAAAUCAAUUCCCCAUUGAUUGGGUGUGGGACAUUCAUCAAAGGAGCAUCUGGAAUACCAGGGCGUGGACGUUACAAGAACGUGUUCUUUCUCCCCGGAUUCUACACUUUACCUGCGGGAGGAUGUAUUUCGAAUGUGCAAAGGGAUUCUUCAUGGAGACAAGCCCCGAACAAGAACUCACAGAGAAUGAUCUUGCAGGCUUACGAGUAGAAGCUGGCUUCAUAAAAGCCCGACGCCUCGGACAUGCGACUGAACUCGAUUCUAAUAAUCUUAGUUUCGACGCACUUGUACGGCUUUACUACAAUCUGGUGGAUCAGUACUGUCAGCGCGACUUAUCGUAUUCUUCAGAUAAAGAAGCUGCUUUUGCAGCUUGUUCUGCAUUGUUUCAGAAACGCCUCGGAUUUCAUACAAAUGUUUUUGGCACAUUUCUCGAGGAUCUUCCUAGAUGCUUAAUGUGGAUCCCUCUCGGAAACUCCACCCUCGACUCAAGCUGGCCCUCUUGGUCAUGGUGUUCCCACCAACACCUCUCAUUCUACCAGGGGAUUUUCCACAUGGAAGACUCCGAAGUGCACAAUACAGACCAAGAGCUCUCCCACGAAUCCAAUCACGAAUACAUACCCGCAACCGACUCCCAACCCCCAAUACUUCGUCUUCACGCAUUUGCAAAAGGCCCAGGUAAGCUCACAUGGAAGAAAUCGUACCCCGCGAGCGUCAAAUUUUCAAUCAUGGGCCACGACUAUGAUCUAGAACAUGCCGAUAUAACAAAUCAUUCUGCAAUCGACAGAAACGACCUCUGGCUUUUGAACUUUUGCAAACUCGGUGCCAAGUCCAGCCCAAUCUCCGGUUUGAUUCUACAACCUGCUGUAGAAUCAGGUCGCGACCAUUAUCGCCGAGUAGGAGUUUACCGAUUGAAGAAUGCCGAGGACUCAGAAAAGCUGUUUCAAACAGAAACGCGACAAUGGAUGAAUCUAGUCUGACCUCACAAAUUCAAACACAUCUAUCCAAUUUCAAAUAAUUAUCAUGCGAUCUUAUCACGUGGCUACUGCCAUGAAUGAAAGAUGCGAAUUACCUUCUGACACUGCAGAAUACAGAGUACAAGCUAUCAGAUGAUAUAUCUUCCACAACACAGGCUCGAUUUAAUCUCCGUUGGAAUGAAGGAUAGAAAGUAUAGUGCUAGUCUAGAGUCUGAUCGACACACAUCAGAUAUAUCCAGAGAACAAUAAUAACAUAUACCAAGUCCCCUCUUCCCCAAUCCCACA
Messenger RNA from Botrytis cinerea B05.10, 2282 nucleotides. RefSeq lists its product as hypothetical. NCBI's taxonomy places the organism in Eukaryota, Fungi, Ascomycota, Leotiomycetes, Helotiales, Sclerotiniaceae. The record is from RefSeq and is a predicted model, not a curated record. The transcript has 4 exons. Bases 36 to 2000 code for a protein of 654 amino acids.